UGCUCACGUAACAGUUCCAAGAAUUUAUCAAUCUCAUGGUCACAUCCCUAUCUUUGUCUCCAGUAGGUAUCGCCUCCUUUACCCAAAAUGAUUUUCAGAUUGUUUCUGCUUUUAAAGUAGUUCUGUAUGUAAUUGUCUGUAUAAAGAGCAUUAGACAGCGCAAUUGCUUUUAAAUUACCCUGUUUUUCUCCCUUUUUCUCAUUUAGAUGGCCUAAUUUGUUAGUUUAAGGAAAAAAAAAGGGGAAAUGGUAUGUAGGAAAUGAAAAGGACACUUGACUUUCUGGAGAGGACUAGGUUUUAAAGAAAGUCUGGAACAGCACUAAGAAUGAUAAUCAGAAAACCUGAGCAGCAGAUGAUAAAAAUGGGAAAAGGAAAUGGUAAUUCUCACAGAAGCCAUGUUUUUAUAUUGGAGAAAGCAGAAAUUUUCCCUGUGCAAAUCCCCCUAAUUAAAAUGUAAGCAUUUGGAUCACAAGGUAAAGAAAGACUUAACAGGAGUAAGCAAGAAAGCUGGGGAGGAGAAAAGGGAUGAUGGCCAGACGAACUGAUUGCUGGUUGGAAGACAUCGUUAGAAUGUCCCUGCCUAAGUAACUUGUCUCUCUGUGAAAUUUCUUGGCAGGCUCUCUCCACUCUGAGGCUGUAUUUAUCCUUGUAAAUUAAACAUAUCUGGAAAUCUUCUUGGCCACAAAGAGCAACUGGCAUGAAAUGGCCCACAUCUAUGCUAGUAAAUUCUCUUAUCCUCCAAAACAAGGCCGCAGGACAGAACCUCUGCUUGAGGAAUGACCUUAGAAGGAGUCCUCGCCUGGGGCCAGGAAGGUGCCUAGGGGAGCGGUGGUUGUCCCAGGCCGAAUGCAUGCCAGGGACUGUUGUCACAGUAACUACACAGACAGCUACACUUCAUUGGAUUUGCUGCCAUCAGCACUGCUUUGGACUCCUACACUAGUUUUGAGUCCCAUAAAGGGCUGAAUAUGACAAAAGAGGUUUCCUGCUCUGCCUCCCUCAAAAUGACUGGGUCUGGAUCUCUCGUAAAUAACAAGACUAUCUCAAAAGCAAAAGUAGCAUAGAGACAAGCAGGACUGGUUUUUGUUCAGAUGAAAUAAGUGGAGGAAUUACCAAGAAUACAAACCGGUUGGUAAGAUAGGAGAGGGAACAUUUUCUGAUGUUCUGAAGACACUGAGUCUUAGAGAUGGAAAGUACUAUGCAUGUAAACACAUGAAACAACACUUUGAAAGUAUUGAACAAGUGAAUAAUCUGAGCGAAAUACAAGCACUGAGGAGGUUGAGUCCACAUCCUAAUAUCCUUAUGUUACAUGAAGUUGUUUUUGAUAAAAGAGCCGGCUCCCUUUCACUGAUCUGUGAACUUAUGGACAUGAAUAUUUAUGAGCUGAUAAAAGGAAGGAGAAAGCCAUUACCUGAAAAAAAAAUAAAGAACUACAUGUAUCAGUUAUGCAAAUCUCUUGAUCACAUACAUAGAAAUGGGAUAUUUCACAGAGAUGUGAAACCAGAAAACAUAUUAAUAAAGCAGAAUACGCUGAAGCUAGGAGAUUUUGGAUCUUGUAGGAGUAUAUAUUCUAAGCAGCCAUACACAGAAUAUAUCUCCACACGCUGGUACCGAGCACCUGAAUGCUUGCUUACAGAUGGCUACUAUAGUUACAAAAUUGAUAUGUGGAGCGCUGGCUGUGUUUUCUAUGAAAUCACAAGUUUUCAGCCUCUCUUUCCUGGAUCUAACGAACUGGACCAAAUUUCAAAAAUCCAUGAUGUUAUAGGCACUCCUGCCAAGAAAACUCUCAACAAGUUCAAGCAGUCAACAAUUAUGAAUUUUGAUUUUCCCUUUAAAAAAGGAAAAGGAAUACCUCCUCUUGUACACAAUUUGUCUCCUAAAGGCUUCUCUCUCCUGUAUGCAAUGAUUAAAUAUGAUCCUGAUGAGAGAAUUGCUGCCCAUCAAGCAUUACGGCAUCCGUAUUUUCAAGAAUUCUGGGCAGCUGAUGCACAAGCUUUGGCCACUCGCAGAGUAAGAUUACUAGAAAAUACAGCAGGGCAAGUACCUCUGCAUUUGUGGCAAAUUUCAAAGGAAAGCCAAAAACAGGAUUCUCUUAGAAAAUCCCAGGAAAAAACAAAACAACAUCGACCCCCUUGUGGAGAAUUACCAAUAUUAAAUCUUCCUGGAGUAGCCAAACUGACUUCCUGUCCUACACCUACAUUGCGUUCAGUUCUUCCUACAGCUAAGGAAAGUGGGGAAACCCCUGUGUCACAGUCUGUUAGAUUUAUGGGAUCAAAUAUCGAGCCUGAGAAACAGAAGGCACUUAAGUCUUCCCUGAAACAUUUCCACUUACCUGCUAUAGAACGAAGAGGAGGAGGUUACUGACCACCUUGUAAAGAUUUUGGAGGGUGAGGAAAAGCACGGCUAUGCAGUGAGUGAAACAGCCUCGAUCAUGCUGUCAUUGUUAGAGAUCUAACAAAAACAACAGUGCAUUAUUUUGUGUUUCUGACAAUUUGUCAGAAAACCCCACAAGGUUAUAACAGGCUGCUUACCAAGCAUUUUUGUGUUCUGUUUCUGAAGACUAUCAAUAUUUAAUUAAAGCAUUGUUCUGGCUGAGCUUAGAGAGCACUCUGUAUUGAACUUCCUAAAUAUUUUUUCCUUUUAGAACCUGAUGGAGGAAGGGGUUGGUUAAAAAUAACAUGAAAGGAUUUGUUGAGCUUCAAUAUAAAAAUGCAAAGUUGCCUAAAAAAUACAGGUUUUCAUAUUAUUGAAUAAAUGGCAGCUAACUUGACCGAUCAUUUUGUAUAUUUUUUAGAUUUUUUUUCCCAGUGAUUUCUGCAUUUACCUCCUGUAUUUAAUAACUUCAAAGCUUUAUUGAAAACUUGCAGAUGGUACAAUCAUAUGAGAUACUUAAUUUUGAUACAGUUAAUGUAACUGUUAAAUAUUUUUAGAUAACUAUUUACUAGCUAAAAGAUAAAGCAACUUUUUGUCUGAUUCAAAAACAAAUCAACUUUGGCCAGUUUUCUUCAAGCAGUGCUCUUAAACAGAAGUUUAAACAGUGACUGAAAGUGCAGCUAGUUGCUUGUAAGAGCAAUACGUGAAUGCAUUUCAUCAUGUUUUAGAAAUUUUACAGUUCCUCAGGAACAUUUUACUAUAACGUUAUUGUUCUCUAGCUCUAUACAAAGCAAAUGCUUAAAAAGUAUUUUUAUCAUACUUGGAAAGCAUUUAUUAGAAUUUGAUACCAUUGAUUUUAAAACUCCUGAGAUCUCCUUAACAAAAAUGCAGCCAUUAACUUGAUGUUUUACAAACCAGUUUUCUUAUUUAAAA
Oxyura jamaicensis (ruddy duck) is the source of this 3303-nucleotide messenger RNA. RefSeq names its product MOK protein kinase (gene MOK). The transcript is spliced from 12 exons. Gene Ontology annotation, molecular function: protein serine/threonine kinase activity; ATP binding. The record is from RefSeq and is a predicted model, not a curated record. Bases 1210 to 2361 code for a protein of 383 amino acids. Gene Ontology annotation, biological process: protein phosphorylation; intracellular signal transduction. Lineage: Eukaryota; Metazoa; Chordata; Aves; Anseriformes; Anatidae. Gene Ontology annotation, cellular component: nucleus; cytoplasm.